UGUACGUCGCACCUUCUUGAGCUUGACGCUAAGAACAGAGGGGCAGGCAGCAUCGAAAUCAAUAACACAAGCUCAGCUGAAAAUUUUUGGUAGCUGUAUCCAACAUGGAGGCAGGAGCAUUCGGUGCCGGAAAAGCAGGAACAGCUUUCAACCCGGUGGAAUUUGUGCAACGUCCUCAAGUCAUCCUUAGGUUGCUGAAUAUUCUCUUUUCGAUCAUAGUUUUUGGUUCCAUAUCAUCCAAAGGCUGGACUUUGGAAAAUCACAAGGAGGUUUGUCUCUACUAUUCAGAUGCCAAUGCUUGCAACUAUGGAGUCGGGAUUGGUGUCAUUGCCUUCCUGGCUGCAGCCGUGCUGCUUGCUGGCGAGUAUUUCUUCCCCCAGAUGUCUUCGGUGAAAACUAGACGUCACUAUGUUAUGGGGGACCUUGGUUUCUCUGGAUUCUGGUCUUUUCUUUAUGGUGUCGGUUUCAUCUAUCUUGCAAGUCAGUGGACCAAAUCUGAAAGCAAACCUGCAGCGCUAGCUGCUGGCAAUAACCUGAGAGCUGCCAUUGCUUUUUCAUUCUUCUCCAUUUUCACCUGGGCUGGCAGUUCUUUUUUUGCCUAUCAACGCUACCGCCAAGGCGCUGAAUCGGCCUUUGCUACUGCCUACGAAACAGGAAUGGGAGGAGCUGGUGGAGCCACGACGCCUGGAUCAGCUGGUGGCUAUACCUCGUUCCCUGGCAUGGGAACUACCGCAGAUCCUGUUGGUGGAAACAUGGCUGGUGGUGGAGGAGGCUAUCAAGGCCCACCAUUUUCAUCGGCUGCUCGACCAGGUAUUACCGAUGAAGACCAUUUUUAUGUGAUUAAUGAAAGACCUGUCGACGAUAUUUCACUAGAUUUUUUUUAUAAGCCUCAUACCAUUACUUUGUUAACAACGGUUUCAUCAUUGCUCUUAUACUCGGCUUUCACAAGGAACGAUGACGAUUUUCGAGAUAACGUGUGGGCUGGAGUUAGAUGUGUCAUUUUCAUUUUCUUGGUCAUAUCUGUCCUUGCCUUUCCAAAUGGACCUUUUACAAGACCUCAUCCGGCUGUCUGGAGGAUGGUGUUUGGACUAUCAGUUUUAUAUUUAAUUGCACUACAGUUCUUCCUAUUCCAAAACUAUCAGACUGUUAGAAGUAUUCUGGUGUGGACAGAUCCAUCUCUCGAAAAUUUCCACAUUGAUAUGGACAAGGAAUAUGGUGUUAAUUGUUCUGAUGUCAGCCUAGAAAGGAUUUGGUCCCAUGUAGAUGUAUUUGCUGCUUCACAUUUUUUUGGAUGGAUAAUGAAAGCUUUACUUGUUCGGCAUUAUGGAAUUCUGUGGACGAUCAGCGUAAUGUGGGAAAUCACUGAGAUUGCUUUUGCUCAUCUACUUCCUAAUUUUGUUGAAUGCUGGUGGGAUGCCAUUAUCCUUGAUAUUUUGCUAUGCAACGGCCUUGGCAUUUGGGUUGGAAUGAAACUCUGUCAUUACCUUGAAAUGCGUGAAUAUAAAUGGGAGUCCAUUAAAGACAUCCCAACCACAUCGGACAAGAUCAAACGAGCUGUUUUACAGUUCACCCCGGAAAGCUGGACACAUGUUCGCUGGCUCGAUCCCCAUUCUUCCUACAUGCGCUUCCUUGCUGUUUGCCAACUAGUCUUAUUUUGGCAAAUCACGGAAUUGAACACAUUUUUUCUCAAGCAUAUUUUUGAGCUUCCUCCGAAUCAUAUGCUCAAUUUGUGGCGCCUUGUCGUUAUUGGGCUCAUAGUCGCCCCGUCUGUCAGGCAGUACUAUACUUAUGUGACGGACCCCCGAUGCACUCGCGUUGGCACUCAGUGUUGGGUAUUUGGAGCCAUUUUAUUCACAGAAUUGAUCAUUUGUAUCAAAUUUGGCAAAGAAAUUUUUGAACAUACCCAAAUCUUGACGAUUGCUCUCUGGUUGGGCAUUCAAUCUAUCCUUUCUAUGAUCUGUCUAUAUGGUUGUGUACUGUAUCAUCGCCACGAAGAAAAAAAGGCCAAGGAAGGAAGGCUACCCAAACCUAAUGCCAAAAUCGUCAUAAUCAAUAACGGAGCGAUUAAGAAAAAUGGUGCUAACCAACAGCAACUUCCAAGUCCAAUCAAACGAAAAACUAAAGCUUUCAAAGCUGAUUAAAGCCUUGAAGAUGCUACCACUCUCAUCUCUGUGAAUCUUUGUCUCUCUAGGAGAGAUUAUUUAGAUCAAUUAAUCGGUUGCCGUAGACGAAGCACGUUUUCUCGAUUUUCGUGAGAAAGUGCAUUAGUAUGCUUUUUUCUUCUUUUUCACUCAACUUUAUCAGCCAUCUCCCCCUAGUCUCAACUAAGCUCAAGUCUAAAUCAAAUUGACUCAUGUCCCGUUGUCUCAGCAAUUAAAAUGGGACUACUCAGAAUAUAUUGUAAGUAAUGAAAA
This is a messenger RNA of Daphnia carinata, 2414 nucleotides long. Its product is annotated as phosphatidylserine synthase-like. The coding region runs from base 105 to 2141 and encodes 678 amino acids. The transcript has 14 exons. Gene Ontology annotation, molecular function: L-serine-phosphatidylethanolamine phosphatidyltransferase activity. Lineage: Eukaryota; Metazoa; Arthropoda; Branchiopoda; Diplostraca; Daphniidae. Gene Ontology annotation, biological process: phosphatidylserine biosynthetic process. Gene Ontology annotation, cellular component: neuromuscular junction; synaptic vesicle membrane. The record is from RefSeq and is a predicted model, not a curated record.